This is a messenger RNA of Fusarium coffeatum, 1392 nucleotides long. RefSeq lists its product as uncharacterized. Gene Ontology annotation, molecular function: oxidoreductase activity. NCBI's taxonomy places the organism in Eukaryota, Fungi, Ascomycota, Sordariomycetes, Hypocreales, Nectriaceae. The record is from RefSeq and is a predicted model, not a curated record. The coding region runs from base 1 to 1392 and encodes 463 amino acids. The transcript is spliced from 6 exons.
AUGAAGGUUUGUUUUGUGAUAUCGAUUGUGGCGUCGCUGGCCAACGCAGCGGCUACACCCAAGUCCAAAUCCCCGGUUUGCAUUGUCGGCGCUGGUGUAAGUGGCCUUACGGCUGCAAAGGCACUAGAAGACAAGGGAUACAAGAUUGUUAUUUUUGAGAAGCGCGAUACUAUUGGUGGGAAAUGUCAGUCUCAUUAUGAAGACGGCCAGUACUUUCCUCUUGGCGCUGUGCUCUUUACUGGAAGUCCAAGUUACGCGCAAACUUACGCAUUUGUCAAGGCUUCUGGUGUCGCAUUCGAUGAGUUCGAUCCUGCAUUUGGCUAUAACUACAACCCGAAAACUGGAGCUGCAACCUUGAUGCAGCCUCCCUCUCCUGCUACUGCUCAGGCCUUGCAGGAAGAGUUGUCGCGAUAUACUCAAGUUUGGCAGCAGAAAUUUGCUCCUUAUGCUGUGCCAGGAUACAAGAAUGGCGUGCCGAAGGAGUUUAUGGUUCCUGGAAAGGACUGGCUUCUAGCAAACAAGUUUCCGAUUAUAGCUUCCGUCAUCAAUCGAAGCGCCGGGAACUACGGAUACGGCGACUAUUCUCAAGUUCCAGCACUUUACUACUUACAAUUCUACGCGCCGGAUAUCGUUGGAAGUUUUAUCGGCGCGAUUCAACCCUACAAAACAGACUUUUAUAAGGUCCUGAAGCGAUUAUCUCGUAAUCUCAAAGGACCAGUGCAUCUAAAGACGAGAAUUGAGCACAUCGAACGAAAAUCGAAGCCAAGCAUCCAAUACCGUACUGCUGGAGGAAAGCAAAGCAAGACGCAGCUCUGCUCCGACGUCAUCAUCGCAUUCCCUCCCACUUCCGAAGCUCUCAAACAGUCAGGACUAGCACUUUCCGGCGCUGAGAAAUCGCUCUUUUCUCAAGUCGACGUCAAUGGCUACUUCUCGUCAGCCGUUCGCAUGAGUCAUCUCGGCCACAAUCUCAGCGUCUCCCAAGAACUUCCAAACCCACUCGUCCCUUUCAAGCCCGAAGGUCAACCCGUCUAUCUGACUCCACUUCACGCAAACUCCGACAUCGUCAACGUUUACUCUGUAGACAAUCCCGCUCAUCCUAAUGCCGCCCGCGUCAAGAAACUUCUUGUACAGGAUUUGAGCAAGAUCAACAGAGACUUGCAAAAGCCUAAUUCGAAAUUUCAGGCAUUAGAUGCUGCAGACAUCCGUGCAUUCAGUGGGGAGAUCCCAUAUUUUCCUCACGUCAGUCCGGAGUCAUUGGCAGAUGGUUGGUAUAAGAAGUUUAAUAGUCUUCAAGGGAAGGACCACACUUAUUUCACGUCGGGGCUCAACAGUUUUGAACUUGUGGAGUAUACGAUUCGUGCUGCGAGGGACUUGGUGAAGACGCACUUCUGA